Molecule: messenger RNA, 3970 nt
Organism: Hippocampus comes (tiger tail seahorse)
Lineage: Eukaryota; Metazoa; Chordata; Actinopteri; Syngnathiformes; Syngnathidae
Product: tyrosine-protein kinase receptor UFO-like
Biological process (GO): positive regulation of kinase activity; negative regulation of apoptotic process; positive regulation of phosphatidylinositol 3-kinase/protein kinase B signal transduction
Cellular component (GO): signaling receptor complex; plasma membrane
Molecular function (GO): protein binding; ATP binding; transmembrane receptor protein tyrosine kinase activity
Source: RefSeq, a predicted model, not a curated record
GGAGGAAGGAGGGAGUGGAGGAAUGUACGCGGACUGUGACGGGACGGCGCACACAACCACUCGUUCCCAAAAGUGGACCGAAAGUGGACUUGGAGGAUUUUUGUUGACUUUAUAGUCGCUUUAUUUGGUGGAGACAACAAGUGGACUUGAUUCGAGUCGCGGACGACUUUCUCCCACUUGAAAAAGUGCGACAUGAUGAGAAGAUGAUGGAACGAAAGAGGGUGAUGACUCAAUCGAAAAGGGAGCCCACUUUUCGGGGGGGACCGCUCGGUUCCACUAGGUUCGUCUCGCACUUGCUGGUCGUCUUGAUGGUCGCCGGUGGUCCAGCGAAGGUGGUCUGCCUGCGAGAUUUGGCGUUCGAGAAACCACUGGCCACCGUCCUCUCGUCCGCGGGCAAACCGGUGAGGCUGGAGUGCUCAUUGUUGGCCACGGUCGCCGAUGACGAGAUUCCGCCCAACGUGUCCUGGCUGAAGGAUGGCGAGCCGCUUCCCUUCGCCGAAUACGACGACUACCAAAUGCCGGUCUUCGGCACGGGCCGCUGGAUUGUACACAGCACCCUCAGGAUUAAAAGCGUCCAACUUUCAGACAUGGGAAACUAUCAGUGCGCAGUCGAUUUGGGAAGCGAGCGGAUUUUGUCCACCAAGGGAAGCAUCCUGCUGGAAGGCCUUCCUCACUUCUCCACCGAGCCGCAGCACAUGUCCGUGGUGGCCAAUGUGCCGCUGAGCCUGCACUGCGUGGCACACGGACCGCCGGAACCCGUCCGAGUCAUCUGGCUUCGGGACGGCGCUCCUCUUAACACUGUGGACGACCCGGUGGCCCUGUCGCCCUCUACGCUCAACAUCACAGGUUUAAACCGGACCAGCAGUUUCUCCUGUGAGGCCCAGAACCGCAAGGGCGUGGCCGCUUCUGGUUCCGGCACUGUUACCGUGCUGCCGUCCGCACCUCACCACCUGAGAGCCGUUAACAUCACGCCCACCAGUCUGCGGUUGUCAUGGCAACCUGGCUUCGGCGGCGAUUACCCGGUCAUCCGCUGCACCAUACAGGUCAAACAUGUGGACGAGUCGUUCCCCGGAGGUUCGGAUGACAUGAUUUGCAACCAGAAUGUGAACGUCCCCGCGCCCGAGUACCAGGCCGAGGACUUGGAGCCCCACAGACGCUACGCCGCCAGGGUGGCGUGUCACAGCAGUCAGGGGCCAUCGCGCUGGACAUCCUGGGUGGAGAUGCGCACGGCGGAAGGAGUGCCCGAGGAGGCGCCGGGCAACGUGACGGCGCUGAGCAACGGCAGCCGAGUGCUGCUGGCGUGGGAGGAGCCGGCGGGGAAGCUCAACGGAGACCUGCGUGGAUACUUGGUGGAGCUGAGCGCGCCCGACGACAAGCAGCUUGUCAUGGAUGCCGGCUUGGACACGGAGCUGUCAAUCAACCUGUCUCUCCCGCUCAGCAACGUGACCUUCAAGGUGUGCGCAUACACGGGAGCAGGGCGAGGACCCUGGAGCCCCACGCAGACUCUGACGCUCGUCUCUCCUGAAUUCCGAGGCCUCUCAUCUCCGCCGGCCUUCUCAUGGCACUGGUGGUACGUGGUGAUGGCUGCCACUGGGGCCGUAGCCUAUGGCGCGCUCAUGGCCGUGUACGUGGCCAAACUGCGGCGUAAGGAGACGAGAUUCGGUGAUGCGUUUGAGCCCAUGAUGCACAGCGGAGAGCUGGUGGUCCGCUACCGGGCGCGACGCUCGUACAGCCGCAGGACUACUGAGGCCACGUUGAACAGUCUGGGCAUCAGCGACGAGCUGAGGCAGAAGCUCCAAGACGUGAUGGUGGACAGACACAAGCUGACGCUGGGCAAGACGCUGGGAGAAGGGGAGUUCGGCUCCGUGAUGGAGGGUCAGCUAACCCAGGAGGAUUCUGUUCUCCGAGUAGCCGUCAAGACCAUGAAGAUCGCCAUCUGCACGCGUUCGGAAAUGGAGGACUUUCUGCGAGAGGCCACCUGCAUGAAGGAGUUUGACCACGCCAACGUCAUGAGGCUGCUCGGCGUGUGUCUGCAGACGGUGGAGAGUGAAGGCUUCCCGUCGCCCGUGGUCAUCCUGCCCUACAUGAAACAUGGCGACCUGCACACGUACCUGCUCUACUCGCGCCUCGGAGACUGUCCCGUGUACCUCCCGUCCCAGAUGUUGGUGCGCUUCAUGACGGACAUCGCCCGCGGCAUGGAAUACCUCAGCAACAAGAACUUCAUCCACAGAGACCUGGCCGCGCGUAACUGCAUGCUGAACGAGAACAUGAACGUGUGCGUGGCCGACUUCGGCCUCUCCAAGAAGAUCUACAAUGGCGACUACUACCGGCAGGGGCGCAUCUCCAAGAUGCCCGUCAAGUGGAUCGCCAUCGAGAGCUUGGCCGACCGAGUCUACACCACCAAGAGCGACGUGUGGUCAUUUGGCGUCACCAUGUGGGAAAUCGCCACCAGGGGGCAGACGCCGUACCCCGGGGUGGAGAACAGCGAGAUCUACGAUUAUUUGAGACAGGGAAACCGUCUCAAGCAGCCUCCAGACUGCCUGGAUAACAUCUACGCUCUGAUGUUCUCCUGCUGGUUGCUGAGUCCCAAAGAUCGUCCACCCUUCGAGUCGCUUCGCUGCGAACUGGAAAAAGCCCUCGACGACCUGCCCGACACCCAGGACCCGGACGAGAUCCUUUACGUCAACAUGGAGGAUUCCUCCAUGGAACUGGGGGCCGGCUCCCUGGAGAGUCUGGACGCUCCCUUGCCUUUCUCGGCCGCCACUCUGCCCCUGCGCUAUUCUCGACACGCCGCAACAGACGUGACUGGUGCGUCGACACCCGACAUCACCCGGGCGGCCACGCCCGCCAUGGUGCCGUUGGACGAACGCGAGUUGACCCAUAAGGUCGGCUGGCAGUGAUGAGCACAAUAGGACUGAACCAUACCCACUAAGUCAGGGAAUGGAACCUCCUUAUACUGUCUGUGUUUGCGAACAGUUUGCACACACACACACACACACACACACACACACACACACACACACACACACACACACACACACACACACACACACACGAAGGCAUUCCACGAUAUACGUCAUUGAAAAGAAUGUAUUGCCAAUGUUAUCUUCAUUUUUAGUCAAAACACACAAGAAAUUUAUGCCAGUGUGUAGUUAGUGUCUCACCUAAAAUAUGGUUCGCCCUAAUAUUUUUUGGGGGGGUGGGGAAUUUGGUACUCCUUUUUUCUUCCAUUUUCCACAUAAUGUAGACUUACUUGAAUGCAUUCCAGGAUGACUCCAGUGACUAGGAUGCAUCUCCAAAAUUUUCUUUUUUUUUCCAAAACAACAAAAAGAACAACGUACCAGUACAAAGUAUUUACUGUCCAGCCUGUAGCGUGCUAGUUUUUGUUGUUCUUAGCCAACAAAAACAAAAGAAACAUCCCAAAUGCAGUUUUUCCAUUUUCCACACACACAAAACCCUGACGGCAUUCCACUGCGCAUAAAAAGCAUGCAUAACCAAAAUUGGAUAAUUUUUCAUUCGUCACCUUUUUUCUUGCAUGUAUCCACCGCAAAAACAAAUAAUUUGGAGUUAACAUUGAUUUUUCGUUUACACAUAUACGCGCGCUGUCCAACAAAAAGCAUGUACCUCCGCAAAUUUUCAUUUUCUUGGCAGUUUACUUAAAAAGUAAUAGCUCACAAAAUGUGGCAAUACUUGCUUUUCAUUGGACAGUGAUAAAAUGAAGCAAAACCCAUUUUCUCUUGUUCCCUUCUCCCUAUUCCCCUAAAAGUUUGGUUGUGGACAAUUUGGCAUACGAAUGCAUCGCCACGGCAACUCCUACGGGCGAGGAAACUCCCCUCCACUGAUGAUCUCCCAAAACGGGAGAAAUAGUAAUAUACAAUAACACUGCCAGGACUCCUUAAAGCCUUUGCUCCGCAGAGGUACCAAACAGUCCAAUGUCCGAAUUAUCUGAGGCGGACUUUAAAAAAAAAAA